GUUCAUUGAAAUCGAACGAAUUAAUAAUGAAAGACGGUCACGCGACAUAUGUGAAUGUGACACCCCUUCACCUCUUCCAGUUCACCUGACGUUAGCCACUGUGUCCAGUAUUCCACCCUUCCAUAAUUCAGGAAAAGUCGACUUAUUAUAAAUGGUGAAGUGAUAGUCCGUUUUUUAGUUUGGCAUGGCAGAGAACGUUAAAGUCAUUGUAAGAUGUCGACCUAUGAACAGAAAAGAAAUAGACUUGAAUUGUCAGUGCGUGGUGAAUAUCCAGAACUGCGUAGUAGAAACAUGGGACCCAAACGAAGGAUCGUCUUUUCCAAAACAAUUUACCUUCGAUUCAACUUACGGUCAGGAUUCAACCACAGAGGUUAUUUAUAACGAUAUAUGCUACCCUCUCGUUGAGAGUGUCUUAGAAGGAUACAAUGCGACGAUAUUUGUCUACGGCCAAACGGGGUGCGGAAAGUCAUUCACGAUGGAAGGGAUCAAAGACAAUCCAGCCCAAAAAGGAGUCAUCUCCAGAGCUUUUGAACACAUUUUCGAAGCGAUCUCCGUUGCUAGCGGGAUUAAAUAUCUCGCACUUGUCAGCUAUUUGGAGAUAUAUAACGAACAUAUCAGAGAUUUACUAUUGUGUUCGGAAAAGCUCAACGGAACACCUUUGACAUUGAAAGAAUCACCCAAUGAAGGUGUCACUGUACCAGGAUUGACGAGUCAUCCUGUCCAUAAUGCUGCCGAAUGCGAACAUCUGUUGAACCUCGGCUCAAAAAAUCGUAUGAUCGGUGCCACAUUGAUGAACCAAAAUAGCUCUAGGUCUCAUAGUAUUUUUACAAUAAGCAUAGAACAAAUUAGCAACGUUAAUAACAAUGAAUGUAUUAUGAAAGGCAAACUGAAUCUAGUCGACCUGGCUGGAUCAGAACGUCAGACCAAAACCGGGGCAACUGGAGAAAGACUGAGAGAAGCCACUAAAAUUAAUUUGUCAUUAAGUGCGUUAGGAAAUGUUAUAUCGGCUCUCGUUGACGGAAAAGCCAAACAUAUACCUUACAGAGAUUCCAAACUGACUAGGCUACUGCAGGAUUCCUUAGGUGGCAAUACAAGAACGCUCAUGGUAGCUUGUAUAAGUCCUUCCAGUAGGGACUACAUGGAAACCCUGUCUACUCUCAGAUAUGCGAAUAGGGCCAAAAACAUCCACAACAAACCGAAAAUCAACGAGGACCCCAAAGACGCUAUUCUGAGACAGUACCAAGAAGAAAUCGACAGACUAAAAGCUCUUCUUCAAGACAACCAAAAUAGGGACAUAUCGGACGAAUUCGAAUUGAUUCCAUAUCCAGAAAUAAACAAAAACGUCCAAUCGCAUAACGCGGAGCUUGACGCAAAACGCGAUAGACUUCUGCAAGAAUACCAAGAUGAAAUGCGGAAGUUGAAAAACCUUCACGAGAGCGAAAAACAAGAAAAGGAAUCAAUACUCAAGCAGAUCGAAACUAUCAAAGCAGAGUACAACAGGAAUAUUAAAAAGCUGAACGAGGAAAUUGAAGAAAAAAAGAGUAAGAAACAGUUAUGUUCGCAAGAAGAGAUUCUGAACAGGAUUGAGGCGUUGAAAGCUGCUAUGAUUGGAGGGGAACGAGCGAAUGAUAAGGAGCUAUCCGAGAGGAGGAAACGGAAGAAAAUGGAAGCUGAAAAACGGGCCAGCGUGAUAGCCCACCUUUUGGCAAAGAUCGACAUGAACGAAGAUCGCGAACUUCUGCACAACCAAUACAAAGACAUCAGUCAAGAGUUGAGCUUGAAAACAGAUGCUUUAAGGAAAUACCGACAUAGAGUGAAAGUUUUAGAAAAGGAAAUCUCGGACAUCCAGAGCGAGUUCGAGACUGAGAGGCAAGAUUAUUUAGAAGCAAUCCGAAAACAGGACAGACAGGUGAAACUAUUGACGCAGAUCUCUGAGAAGUUGGCUGGCAAUUUGAGGAAAGAGUGUAAUUAUAGCGAUCUGGAAUCGAUAAAAGAACAGACUGUAUGGUUGGACGAGUCGCAAAAAUACAAACUUCCAGAAUUGAUUGUAACAAGAACGCGACUACCUCCACCAGGUAUAGUAUGAGGAUUUCUCAUUUAAAAAAAUAAUAAUUCCACAUGUAUUUUUUUAAUAACAAUCAAAUCAUGAUACGCAGGCCGUGUAGACGAUAUUCAAACAGCACCAGCGAGACUACUUCAAUCUGAGGAGGAUUCCCUAACUGGUAAAACGUUCAAUAAUCGAGAACGAUUGAAAAAGGUGAACUAUUUGAAUAAACCGUUUCGGUGUGAUUGGCUUAUUUUUAUUGCUUUUCGUGAAAUUUUAACAAUCCUCAAAAUUCUUCGCCAUCACGCGUAUUCCUCUCAGAACCAGACUUGUCAGAAAGCAUUUUAAAGUGCUUUCCGAAAUAUUAUGGACAUUUGCCAAGAGUUAAAUACCGUUUGAGUGAAUCGUUAGACAUUUUUAUUUGUUUCUUUUGCACGCUGCUUUGCGUAUGGCACAGGGCAAUUGACACCCAACGAUUUUGAAAGACAAGGUGCUCCCUACUUCUUCAACGAUGAAGAGGUAAAAAUGUUUUAUCAAUCUACACGUAGAAAUGUUAUUCUCGCACGUCUUCAUGCAGGAUAUAUUUCGGGUAUGUAAUCGAGAAAAAUUUCAAAAUAGAAAUGGACGUUUAUCGUGGAUUACAUGUUUCCGGGAUGUGUGUCAUGGAACUUGGUUGUGCUUUCCGAUUACAAACUCACUACGAGGGAUGUCUUUUAAGUUUUGCAUAUAGAAACAUAGUAGGCCGCGCCAGUACUGAAUCUUGAUCUCACUCCUUAGUGGACUUAAAUUCAAAGUCUCACUACAGUAAAUUUUUAAAUGUUACCAAGUCAUUAGAAAAAUGGAACUCAACCGAGAACAUUUUCGCGCCCUCUUGCUGAGUUACUGUCUGUUUUCGGCUACGAAGCGCCCCAUGAGUCGACAAGAAAACGUGGAAUUGUUGGACCAUCCUCCAUAUAUAGUCCCGAUCUAAGUCCUAACGAUUUCUUUACUUUCCC
Acanthoscelides obtectus is the source of this 3039-nucleotide messenger RNA. The record is from the annotation of a GenBank genome assembly. NCBI's taxonomy places the organism in Eukaryota, Metazoa, Arthropoda, Insecta, Coleoptera, Chrysomelidae.